AUGUCGGGGUGGUGUGGCACUCCUUUAUCCCACAGAGCUUUACUUCCUCACAGUGCUCUUAUGCUGACCGGUCCCCAGCCUUGGACCGGUGAGGGUCAUCCCAGUCCUAAUUGCUUGAUCUGGUAUUCCAUCGAACUCACUCUGCUGCUCUUACCAUACCUCAGAGCAUAAAAUGACUUACAAGAUGGUGGGCAAGCUCUCUCCUUAAGAGCACCUCUUGACACUAAUUCCACAAGUCCAACGCGGAUCUCUGGAACUGUCUUUAUUGAAAUUGGAAGCAAUAUUACACAACUUUUGGGCUACAAUAAAAGCAUGUGCAGCAACUACUCAGCUAAACUUGCAAACUGAAGAUCGGUGGGGCAUGAGGCGGAUAGAUAGAGAGCCUCCGUCAGGUGUGGUUCGACCACAAGCAUUUUCUUUACACCACCUGAAAUCACCCACCUUGAAGGCCGCUAGGGGAUUAUCUCAUUGCAUAGACCACACAAGCGGUGGUACAAGCGCUGUCGGGAAGGACUUGGACUGUAUGAGUAUCCAAGUCUGUGGUUCAGUGAUGCAGGCCUUAAUAUGGAUCUGGGGUUGUUGGGUUGCCUUGCCUAAAAACCGCUCCGUUGCUCUUUUCAGCCAUCCUUCAGUGAAUACUUGGCAUCUCCUAAGUUUGGGAAUUGGAUAAUCAGAGGAUGGUGUGACUAAGGGGUGGAGCCAGGACAAUGAUGCAUCCAAGAUGGGGCUGAGUUCCAUAAUCAGCCACAUUGACCUCAGGUUGGUCCUCCUACAGGUGAGGCCAGAUUAUGUCAUUGAGCCACUCCUUUAUAAGCAGAGCACACCUUUCAGUCAGUGCUUUGUUGUCUGCCUCAGUACUCCAAACAUUUGUUCCCCUGUGUUUCCUGUUCUUGCUGGUUUCCUGACUUUGCUUGCUCUUUGGAUUUUCCCGAUUGUCGCCUGUCCUGACCUCUGGACCAUCUGACUCUGAUUUCUUCCUGACCCUACUUUGGAUACCUUGGAUUUUUACUGUUAUCUUUUAUUAAAGCCCCCGUGCCAUCACUAACCCUGUUCUCAACCUCAAGAUCUCUGUGGAUCAUGCUUGUAAGGGAAAGGUGUUACUGCACCUGAGUUCCAGGACUGAACACAACCCUAUUGGUUUGUUACAGAACAAACCAUUAUGGAACUCACAGGAACAGCAGAAGCCAUUACUGCACUGAUCCAACAGGUGGCAGCACUGGCCCAAUCUGUACAAGAUUUGCAGACCAGUCAUGCUAUCUUGCACCUGCGUGAACAACAUAGAGCUGAGGCAACACCACACCCACCAUCAACACCUCUGAUGGCACCAACCCCUGAGCCUGAUUUUGCUAUGCCUGAGACAUUUACCGGGAAGAAAUCAGCAUUCCGUACAUUUAUCACAGCCUGUGAAUUGCUCUUUGCCCUCAAGCCACAAACCUAUCCCAGCGAUUACAUAAAGGUCCAUUCUGCUAUUGCUUUGCUCUCCGGACAAUAUCGAACCUGGACUUAUCAGUUCGUACACAACAAAAGUCCACAGUUGGAAUCCUGGGAGUCCUUUACUGCCACCAUACGUACACCUUAUGAUGAUCCUGUGAGACCUUCUGCAGCCAGAACCGCCUAA
Molecule: messenger RNA, 1618 nt
Organism: Pelobates cultripes (western spadefoot toad)
Lineage: Eukaryota; Metazoa; Chordata; Amphibia; Anura; Pelobatidae
Source: the annotation of a GenBank genome assembly